AUGAGUGCAUGGCCAGAAGUUAUUACGGCGAAAUCAGAAAACAGACAUGAAAUCAAGUUAUCAGGCGCCGCUAUUUCAAAGCGAAUUUCAGAGGAAGGUUUAGAUAAAAAUGUAUUUCAGUUAACCAACAUAAAUCUUUUAAAUAUCAGCGAUACUUGUCUAACAAGGAUACCUGAUGAAAUAAAGUACUUGGCGAAUCUACAAUCUUUACUAUUAUACGGUAAUAAAAUGACGGAAUUUAAUGAAAACAUAACCUUAUUACAAAAGUUAAAAGUUUUAGAUGUUUCAAGAAACCAACUUACAUGUAUUCCAGACAGUUUAAAUAAAAUGAAAGAGCUUACUAACAUAAACUUAAGCUCUAAUGAAAUUUCUGAGAUGCCUAAAAUUGGCGAUAUGCUAAACCUUAUAACAUUUGAUCUUUCAAAUAAUAAGCUUACGAGUUUCCCUGACAUGGAAGGAGGGAGUUUUCCACACUUCACAGAUUUCAGGAUUAAAGGGAACUUAAUUGAGGUAUUGCCUGCCUAUGUUGCUAGUACUUUACAGUCUUUAAAGAACUUUGAUAUUAGUGACAAUCAAUUGACGACUAUUCCAGGCGAAAUAGCUUCUAUGUCGAAAUUAAAAGAACUAAAUCUAAAAGGCAACAAACUGUCUGAUAAGCGCCUCAAAAAGCUUGUUGAUCAGUGUCGUACAAAGCAAGUUUUAGACUAUAUAAGAGAACACUGCCCAAAAGCAGACAAUGCUCAACCAACAGGAAAGAAAGGGAAAAAGGGCAAAAAAGAAGAACCACAACCUGAAGAAAAUAUUAAUGAUCUUUGUCACAGUCUAAAAAUCUUACAUGUAGAUGACGACACAUUAAAAGUUAAAAUAGUUGAGAAUGAAGUUUGCAAUAUUCGCCCCUUUAUCUUGUGUUGCAUAAUUAAUGAUUUGCAUUUUGAUGAAGCAUUAUUCAAGAAAUUCAUUCAGAUGCAAACUAAAUUACACGAUACAGUCUGUGAUAAACGCAAUGUUGCAACAAUAGCUACACAUGACAUAGCGAAGAUGCCGCCAGGUAAUCUUGUAUACACAGCAAAACUUCCUUCAAAACUAAAACUGACACCUCUUACAAGAUCCAAACCAUUUACUGGUGAACAACUGUUCCACCAGCUGACCACCGAGGCAGAAGCUCUAAGAAAGGAGAAGAAAAGAAAUGUGUAUUCUGGUAUUCAUAAAUACCUAUAUUUACUGGAAGGAAAACCCAAAUACCCAUGCUUGGAAGAUUCUCAAGGUAGAGUCAUCAGUUUUCCGCCUAUCACUAAUUCAGAUGAUACUAAAAUGUCUUAUGAAAGUAAAUCAAUGUUGGUUGAGGUGACAUCGCAUUCCUCUCUAGGGGCCUGCAAGACUGUGAUGGACAAACUUCUCCAAGAAUGCCUCAUGCUAGGCAUUGGAGAUGAAGAGAACUCACCUUAUCACACUCUCACCGUCCAACAGGUGAAAGUGGUGGAUUUAGAAGGGAAUUUGAAAAGUGUGUAUCCAUCCAGAACAGACUGUGUGUUUGAUGAAGCGUCAGUUAAAGUAUUCAGAUUAUCUAAAAAGUAA
Pieris macdunnoughi is the source of this 1575-nucleotide messenger RNA. NCBI's taxonomy places the organism in Eukaryota, Metazoa, Arthropoda, Insecta, Lepidoptera, Pieridae. The record is from the annotation of a GenBank genome assembly.